This is a messenger RNA of Mytilus californianus (California mussel), 6478 nucleotides long. Its product is annotated as pre-mRNA-splicing factor CWC22 homolog. NCBI's taxonomy places the organism in Eukaryota, Metazoa, Mollusca, Bivalvia, Mytilida, Mytilidae. Gene Ontology annotation, cellular component: catalytic step 2 spliceosome. Gene Ontology annotation, molecular function: protein binding; RNA binding. Gene Ontology annotation, biological process: mRNA splicing, via spliceosome. The transcript is spliced from 19 exons. The coding region runs from base 66 to 6365 and encodes 2099 amino acids. The record is from RefSeq and is a predicted model, not a curated record.
UUUAAACCGGAAGUGUAUUUUUUAUAGCAGAAAACGAGAACGGAUGAACUUCGUUGAACUACAAUAUGCCGAGGUUAGAAAUAGAAAAUCGAUCAUCAAAGAGUAAGACCAAGAUAUCUCAUAGAGACAGUUCAUCUGGUACCUCAGAUUCUGAUUCAGAUAGCUCAUCUUCAAGUGAUUCCUCAAGCAGUUCAUCAAGUAGCAGCUCAGGUUCACAUAAAAAUAGGUCAAGAGCAAACAAGACAGACAAGUCCAGAAAAUCAAGUACAGAUUCCAGUUCUUCAGAUGAAUCCCGUGAGAGAUAUUUGAGGACAAAAUCCAGCGUAAAUCAACAGCCGUUAAGGAAAUCACAUGAUCAGAAACAAAGAUCUCGUUCUCGUGAUAGAAAAAGGUCAAGAUCUAGAUCAUAUGACAAAAACAAGCACACUUCAAAGUUAAAUGACAGAAAUUUAAGUGGGAAAUUGGCCACUGAUUCUGGUAAAGAAAAAUCAAAUAAGGCCAGACAAAACUCUCCCAAUAGACGCUCAAAUCGUAGAUCAAGGUCAAAUGAAAGGAAUUCCAGACAUAGAUUAGAAGGUGCACAAAGGUCAUAUGCAACCUUGAGGGAUGACAGAUCACCAAAUUUUAUUCCACCAAGGUCAAGGUCACCUGAUGAUAGAUUCAGACGAGGUAGAUCUCGGUCCCGUAGCCCAAGACUAGAUCCAAGAUAUUACAAGAGAAAUGAUCAUGGUGACUAUGAUGAUUUAAGACACCCAGAUGAUAUAGAUCAUCAUGAUGAUUUCGUUAGACUUGAUCGUAGGGAUGACUUCAGGGAUUAUGGUAGGGAUAGUCCUAGGGGAUAUGGUAGAGCUGGUUCCAGAGAAUAUAGAAGAGAGGACCCUAGAGAUUUUAAUCGAGACGAUCCAUGGGAAUUUGGUAGGGAGGGUAGUAGGGGUUUUGACAGAGACAAUUUGAGAGGUAGAAGACAAGAUUAUAGAGAAUAUGAUGGAGAUCGUGGGAAUAGAGAUAUUCAGAGAACACGGGCAAAUGAUAUCUCAGGGUCCAAUAAUAUCUGGAGUUCACGUGGUAGAGGUGAUCAAAGACAAAACAGACGUCAAGAAAUUGCAAUAGAUAAAGAAUUCUUGGAAAGAAACAAAUCAAGUUGGACAGAUAAUAAUUCUCCAAGAGAAACUGAGAGAAAAUCUUCAAAAGAUAACUUUUCUAAUAAUAAAAACAGCAGCAGAUCUCCAGCUCCAGGAUCAGGAAUGAAGUAUUCUAGGGAGCGAGAGACAAGCAGAUUUAAAGAAAAAUCCAGGGAAGAUCAAAGGUUAUCUAAGGAAAAAGGAACAGAUGACAAGACAGAUAAUAAGUCAUUAACAAAAGACAAGAAAGAAGAAAGGAAGAGUUCUGAAACUAGUAGAUCUAGAGAUAAACACAGGGAAAGUAGGUCACCAAGCCAUAGAAAAUCUAGGACAGAAGACAGCUCCAAGGAAAGUGGGAAACCUGGUGAUAACAGGGACAGCAAAACAAAACAUACAAAAAGUAGGUCACCUGAAAAUAGAAAGAGUAAAUCAGUAGUUAAUGAAAGUAGGUCAAAGUCAAACCAAGCAAGGAAAAGCAGAUCCCCAAGUGACACUAAAACGAGAUCAGAUGAUAGAAGAAUGGACAAUAAGUCAAGGUCAAAUCAAACCAGAAGUAGGUCACCUGAUAAUAGGAAAAGUAGGUCAUCAGAUGAUAGAAUUAAAGAAAGUAAGUCAAGGAAAGAUCAGAAAGAAAAUGAAUUUGCCAAGAGAACUGGAAGUAAAGACAAAAAGGAUUCGCAAAAGAAAAAUGAUAAUGUUAAUGAAAACCAAGGUUCAAAAUCCAGAAGAAAAAGUUCCACAUCUUCCUCAGACAGCUCAUCUUCAAGUAGCUCAGAUGAUGACAGCAGUUCUUCAUCAUCUUCAUCAGAGGAUAGUGAACCUAGAACAAAAAAGACAAAUAUCAAACAGGCUACAAAAUCUAAGCCAAGACAUGAUAGUUCAAGUGAAAGUGAUGGUUCACCACAAAGAAGAAAAAGAGGUGAAAAGGAGAAAGAAGGGAGGGAAAAAGAGAACAAGUAUAAAGAAGUAUCAUCAAAAAGCAUUAAGUCCCCAAAUUCACAAAAAAGGGAAAAACUUGGAGAUAGAAGUGACAGAUCUCUAAAACAGAAAAGGAGAUCAAUUUCUGAUAGUCCACAACGUAAAGAGAGUAGGAACAAGGAAAAGUCUUCAAGAAGACAUGAAGCAUCACGAUCUCAGAGCCCAACAAAGAAGGAGAAAACUAUAAAUAAAAGCCGGGAAAAUUCAUCUAAAAGACAAGAAAGUUCUGAUUCUGAAAGUCCACAAAAGAAGAAAACUAUUUCCAGAAAAUCAGAAAAAAUACCAGUUAGACGUCGAGAUCAAAGACAGUCAGCGUCUGCUAGUCCUGUUAGAAAAGAUCAUAGACGGUCUGUUACUGCUAGUCCUAUUAGAGAAAGAAGUGAUAAGAAAAGGUCUGAUAGUCAAAGUAAAGAUAAACAGAGAGGGAGGAGAUCUGGGUCAGGUAGUCUAGAAAGGGUCAAGACAAAUAAAAGUAAGGAAUCUGCAACCUCCAGUCAAGCACAGAGGAAGGGAAAAGAAGUAAAAAAUAGAUAUAGUGAUAAAUCUGAAUCAAGAAGUCCACAACAAAAAAAAUCUAGGACUCCUGCUACAAGGAAAGAUUCAGAAAACAAGCAAGUUGAUAGAAGUGGUAGAAAAGGAUCUGAUUCACAAUCUAAACUUGAAAGAAAGGACUUGCAAAGAAGAGGUAGAAGAUCUAAAUCUAGGAGUCCACUUCUCAGUAAAGAAGAUAGAAAAAGAUCAAAUUCUGGAAGUCCAUCUGAAAGGAAAGACUCACGAAGGAAAAAAGCUAGUGCAGAAAGGCCAAAAGACACAUCAAAUUCAAAUUCAUCUCCCAGGACACCUGCCUCUAAGAGUAGAGAGAUAACUGGUGGUAAGUCACAAUCACCUGAAAAGUCAAAAUCAAAGAGAUCAAGUCCAGAACAGAAAAAGGCAGAUUCUUCAUCUGAUAGUCCUUCACCAAAGCCAGUCACUAAACAUAGGUCAACUUCAAGUUCUUCUUCUGUCAGUCCUCCAAGGAGAAAAGCAAAAAGGUCAAGAUCAUUAUCAGGGAGUCCACCAGGGACUAAAGCUGAUCUCAGAAAACAUGGUGAAGACAUAAGGUCUAGGUCAUCUUCAUCAGACUCAGAAUCAUCACGAUCACAUUCAUCUAAAUCACCAAAAAGAAUAAAAAGUCACUCAACAAGAAGCACUCCUGUCUCUAAUCAUUCCACCCAUAGCUCAACUUCAAAACAGAGACAAAAAGAUGACUCUAGUAAAACAUUUGGAAGUGUCAAAGAUCUUGAAUCAAGGUCUCGUUCAUCUUCACCUAUUGUAGAAAAUGCUGAUUCAAAGAAAAAAUCAGAUAAAAAUGAUAGAAGUUUUGAGUCUCUAAAAUCAUCUUCACCACAAAAGCUGAAUGUGAGUUCUAAAUCUGGUGAUAGAAAUAGGAGUCUCACAUCAGUAGAUGGGGAUCAGUCUUUUGGAAAUGAACCAAGCUUUACGGUUGAAGCAGGGAACCAGUCCUUAGUAUCAGACGGUCCCAACACAUCAAUGGACAGUGAAAAGAGAUUAGAACGCAAACAUGACAUGGCAAAAUUUGAAAGUGAGCCGGAGAGUGGUGAGAUUACUAGCAGUGAUAGUGAAGAAGAGAGACCGCCAGCAAUUAAAAGUAUUAUACAGAUUCAAGGUCAGAACCAGAAUGAAGAGGAUGAGACUUUUGGUGUAGAUGAUGACGAUAAGGAUCAGCAGGCAAGGAAACGUAAAUACAGCAGUGACAGUGGUACAGAAAAUGAUAAGAAGGAGAAGAAGAGGGAAAGAAAACAAGAUGAAGGUCAACGGUCAUCAUCUAAACGGAGAAUUGAUGAAGAAAGGCAAGAUUCCAGGGGUGAUGACAGGAGACGUAUGAAUGAUGGUAGGAGUAAUCACUAUAAUGAUAGAGGUGACUAUAAUGAUGACAGGGACAAUAAGAGAAGAAGAAGAGAUGGAGAGAGAAUGAGGGAUGGAUAUGGUAAUAGAAGAAGAAGGCCAGAAAGUGACAGUGAAUCGAGGAAAAGGAAAUCAGAAAAUAUGAACACAAGUAACAAUGCUGAUGACCAGCGUCCUGAUGAUACAGAAGAACCUCCUGCCAAAAAGAAGCCAGCAGACGACAGCUUGCUUUCCUUGACAACAAGGACAGGUGGUGCUUACAUUCCCCCAGCUAGACUUAGGGCAAUGCAGGCAAAAAUUACAGAUAAAACAAGUAUUGAAUACCAGAGGAUAUCAUGGGAAGCGUUAAAGAAAAGUAUAAAUGGUUUAGUGAACAAAGUAAACGUCUCCAAUCUGAUUUUCAUUGUUCGAGAACUGUUCCAGGAAAAUAUUGUUAGAGGGAGGGGGUUAUUAGCCAGAUCUGUGAUACAAGCUCAAUCAGCUUCACCUACUUUUACUCAUGUUUAUGCAGCAUUAGUAUCCGUCAUUAAUACAAAGUUUCCACAAGUUGGAGAGUUGAUAUUGCGACGAUUAGUGAUACAGUUUAGACGAGGAUUUAAGAGAAAUGACAAAAGUCUUUGUUUAUCCACCACCAGAUUCAUAGCUCACCUAGUCAACCAGCAAGUGGCCCAUGAAGUUCUAUCAUUAGAAAUAUUGACUUUGUUAUUGGAGAAUUCUUCUGAUGAUUCUGUAGAAGUGGCUGUAGGGUUCCUAAAGGAAAGUGGACAGAAAUUGACAGAAGUCUCACCGAGGGGAAUUAACGCAAUAUUUGAGAGAUUGAGGAAUGUUUUACAUGAAGGACAGAUUGAUGUCAGGGUGCAGUAUAUGGUAGAAGUCAUGUUUGCCAUCAGAAAAGAUGGAUUCAAGGAUCAUCAGUCUGUUGUUGAGGAGCUAGAUCUUGUGGAAGAGGAUGACCAGUUCACUCAUAUGAUGACUUUAGAAGAAGAAGGAACACCAGAAGAAAUGCUGAAUGUAUUCAAGUUUGAUCCUGACUUUGAAUCUAAUGAAGAAAAAUACAAGACUUUAAAGAAAGAAAUAUUAGAUGAAGGCAGCUCUGAUGAGGAUGGUGGAAGUGGAUCAGGAUCUGGAUCUGAAAGUGAUGAAAGUGGAGAAGAAAAUGAAGAAGCAAAGCAAACUAUCAUAGACAACACAGAAACAAAUCUUGUGGCCUUAAGAAGGACUAUAUACCUCACCAUUCAGUCUAGUCUGGAUUUUGAAGAAUGUGCUCAUAAGUUGUUAAAGAUGAAAAUGAAGCCUGGCCAAGAAAUUGAGCUAUGUAAUAUGAUUCUGGAUUGCUGUGCUCAACAGAGAACUUAUGAAAAGUUUUUUGGUUUAUUAGCUCAGAGAUUCUGUAUGAUAGAUAAGAAGUAUAUAGAACCUUUCCAGGGAAUGUUUAAAGAGCAGUAUGAGACCAUACAUCGUCUAGAGACUAACAAGUUGAGGAAUGUUGCCAAGUUCUUUGCACAUUUAUUGCAUACAGAUGCAAUUUCCUGGGGAGUCAUCACCUGUAUCAGGUUAAAUGAAGACGAUACAUCCUCAGCAAGCCGUAUUUUUAUCAAGAUUAUGUUUCAAGAGUUGUCUGAAUUCAUGGGACUUCCAAAGUUAAAUGAAAGACUUAAGGAUCCGACAUUACAAGGUUUCUUUGAAGGCAUCCUACCUAGAGAUAAUCCAAAGAAUACAAGAUUUGCUAUCAAUUUCUUCACAACAAUUGGUUUAGGUGGACUGACGGAUGAUUUACGAGAAUGUUUGAAAAAUGUCCAGAAACCAGCAGUUGAACAACAAGCAGCAGAGGAUUCUGACAGUUCAUCUUCAUCAUCGUCCUCAUCAUCUUCUUCAUCAUCAGAUGAAUCAUCAUCCUCAGACAGCAGUAGUUCUGAUUCUGAUUCUAGUUCAGGAAGUUCAUCAGAUGAACAGUCCAAGAAAAAGAAGACCUCAGCAAAACAUCGGAAAAAAGUUGAGGAUAAAAGAAGAGGAAGGAAGACUAAUGGGGAUAUUGAAGAACAACAUAAGGAUAAACGAUCGUCAGAAACAAGUAAAAGACGGGGCAAAGAAAAUAAAGAUGGUUAUCGUAAAAGUGAUAAAGAAAGGGACGAUAAAAUGGAUUUUAGUGAUCCAUGGUCGAGACAAAAAACAAACAGUGAAAACAAUGUUAUCAAAUCAAAGAAGGGUAACUCUCAUAAAAAUAAGAGAAGUGAAAAUUCUCCAGAAAAGAGGAAAAAGGAUAAACAUCAAGACAAUGAAAGAAGGGACAGUAAACGUGACCAACGAGAGGAAAGACAUCGAAAAAGAAGCUACUCACCAGAGAACGUUAGAAAACGAUGAAAAUAAAUUUGAUUUAUUUAUAAUUAUCAUUAUGCAUAUGAAUUUAUUGAGGGGGUGAAUGGGUUGUUGAGAGAUCACUGUUCAUAGUGCUAUUAAAUUAUGUCAUUAUUGUC